GUGAAACGUACGGGCCCGGGAUGAGCGCGGAUACUCGCGGGCCAGCCUUCGAGCCUGGCUCCACUCGCAGUCUCACCGCCGUCGCGGGUGCAUGGCCGCACACCUUUUAUUUUAUUCCACACUUUUACUCAAACCCAACAUCGCCGCGUACUAACGACGACCACUGUCACUUUCGCUCUAGAUCCAUAAUUUUGUUUCAAACAUGAUAACGCAGUGAAUUUUAAGUGUUUUGGACUUGUUCAACAGCAGGACUCCAAGGACCGAUAAUGCCCCAAUGGGCAAGUGGCGAGGGGGGCGGAUCAGAGGCCGCCUCGCCAGAACAAAUGGUACUCUACUACGAGGACGAAGCUGCUGAAAGUUCGGAGUAUUUCGAAAAACAGCUGGAUAUUCCGGUCAAAAUUGAGCAAGCUGGAGACUUUUACGACAGUGGAAGUGGCAGCGACGAGCAAGUCGCUCAGCGGUCGAGUCGACCACGGCGGCGAGCUGCUGCUGGCUCCUCCUCCUCCGCCAGUGCCAACGGACCGGCGGCUCAAGGGCCUGGCAGGAGACGACGAAGUGGUAUAUCAGCUCGAGAGAGAAACCUGAGGAGGCUGGAGAGCAAUGAGCGGGAGCGCAUGCGCAUGCAUUCGCUGAACCGAGCAUUUGAGGAAUUGCGUAGGGUUAUACCUCACGUAAAAAAAGAUAAUCGAAGUCUUUCAAAAAUAGAGACGCUGACUCUUGCCAAAAACUAUGUAAAAGCUCUUACUAACGCCAUUUGUACUAUGAGAGGCGAGGAAAUUCGAUAUCAAUUCAACGCCAGCGACGAUAAUGUUGAGCCUGUGUUCGUCUUGAGUCGUGACGAGCAAAACAACAACGUGCCAAUGGACCGUGAGGCGGAUGAGGUUCAGAUGCAGGACAGCCCUUGACGGAGACGCCGUAGCCGACGGCUGGCCCGCAACCGCGCCCAACACAAGGCCUUCAACCGAGCUUGCCGUUAAAUUGAAAUUUACGAACACUUAUUCACGGACAAUGAUAAGGCUUAUGUCUUAUUUUGUUUCUCUUUCUAUUAUUUUAGUUUACCUUAAAAAUAGGGAGAGAGGAAAAUAUAACACAGAUAAAUAAGUAUGGCUUUGUCAACGUUCGUGAAUCGACACCCUGUUCAUGAGAGCGUACUUAUGUUAUACGUACGUACUUACAGAUUAUUAUUAACGCGGUAUAUGAUAAAUUUUCGAUAAAAUGGCUUAAAGACAGUAUUUAAUUGGUAUAGUAGGUAGUAUCUAAUUGGAAAAUUAAAAAAAAAAACUAAAAAAUGUACUUUGUAAGUAACCUAUCUACUCUACACUCAGAACACAG
Molecule: messenger RNA, 1332 nt
Organism: Amyelois transitella
Lineage: Eukaryota; Metazoa; Arthropoda; Insecta; Lepidoptera; Pyralidae
Gene: dimm
Product: protein dimmed
Exons: 5
Coding region: 267-905 (212 amino acids)
Molecular function (GO): protein dimerization activity
Source: RefSeq, a predicted model, not a curated record